Molecule: messenger RNA, 1882 nt
Organism: Setaria italica (foxtail millet)
Lineage: Eukaryota; Viridiplantae; Streptophyta; Magnoliopsida; Poales; Poaceae
Product: probable carboxylesterase 12
Exons: 1
Coding region: 178-1314 (378 amino acids)
Molecular function (GO): hydrolase activity
Source: RefSeq, a predicted model, not a curated record
UUGAGCCUAAUUAGUCAAUAUUUGGACAAUAAUUCACAAAUACAAACGAAACGCUACAGUGUGCUACAGUGCUGUAACAGUAAUUUGGCACCUCCCAAAUUCGCCAACUAAACAAGGCCUUACUCUUCCAAAUCCCUGUCACCUGUCAGGUAGGUGCAGUCUUCAGCCGGUGGGAUCAUGGUUGCCAAGAGCAAGCGACAGCUCGCCAAGCUCGCGCUGCUUCUACUCGCCCUGCUCCUCCUCCUCGCCGCCGCCAUCCUGCUGUGCGUCUUCUUGAUCCCGCGCCACCACCGGAAGCCGCUGCCGCCGGUCUCCCCGCCGGGGAACGCCUCCAACCCCGACGACAGCGUCGUGGCGUUCGACUUCUCCCCGUACCUCAUCAUGUACAAGAGCGGCCGCGUGCACCGGCUGGACGGCACGGCGCGGUGCUCGGCCGGCGUCGACGAGGACACGGGGGUCACCUCCAAGGACGUCGUGAUCGACGGCGCCACCGGCCUCGCGGCGCGGAUGUACCUGCCCCCGGCGCCCGCCGGCGGGGCGAAAGGGAACAAGAAGGACCCCGGCAGGCUCCCCGUGCUCGUGUUCUACCACGGCGGCGCGUUCGUCAUCGAGUCCGCGUUCACGCCGCUGUACCACGCGUACCUGAACGCGGUGGCGGCGAAGGCGCGCGUCGUGGCGGUGUCCGUGGAGUACCGCCUCGCGCCGGAGCACCGGCUGCCGGCGGCCUACGACGACUCGUGGCGGGCGCUCAACUGGGUCGCCCGGAACGCCGCGUCCGGGCCGGAGCCGUGGCUGCGGGACCGGGGCAACCUCUCCCGCCUGUUCGUCGCCGGGGACAGCGCCGGCGCCAACAUCGCACACAACAUGGCCAUGCGCGCGGGCACGGAGGGCGGGCUGGACGGCGGCGCGGCCAUCACGGGGCUCCUGCUCCUGGACCCCUACUUCUGGGGCAAGGAGCCCGUGGCCGGGGAGACGACGGACAAGGCGACGCGGCGCCAGUACGAGGCGACGUGGUCCUUCAUCUGCGGCGGGCGGUACGGCAUCGACGACCCGCUGGUGAACCCGCUGUCGCUGCCCGCGGCGGAGCUGCGGAGGCUGGCGAGCUCGCGCGUGGCCGUGACGUCGUCGGGCCUGGACGACUUCCGUCCGCGGGACCUGGCGUACGCGGCGGCGCUCAACGACAGCGGGUGGGGCGGGAAGGUCGAGCAGUACGAGACGCCCGGCGAGCGGCACGUCUACUUCCUCGACAGGCCCAAGGACCCCAACUCCGUCAAGGAGCUGGCCUUCGUCACCGGCUUCCUGAGCCGGGAGUAGGCCAUCCGUGGCCUAGCAGCUAGCAGAGGCAGAUCACGACGACAUGGGCGUAGGUGCGAUCGUGAGGAUUGCGGUACAUGAUUGAUACUAGCAGUAGUAGAUUAUUGGCAGAGCAGCAUGUUCCUUUUGUAUUUUUGUGUUUGGAUUUUGAUGGGGUUGUCGAGAUGUGAUGAUUUGGUGGAUGAUGAGCUCGGUGAAUUUGGGGAUCUCGGAGCUCCUCCUCCUCUGUCACCGUGAGGAAAGUUGCCUGCAUUGCGAUGCUUUCCGUGCCUGAAGAGGGCAUGAGAAUGCGAACCAGAGGGAAAGUUGUUCCUGUGCUUGUCUGCUUGGGCAGGAAAUGCUCAUCCAAUAGAGCUUCAGUCAGGAGCACUGGUCAGUUUCAUGUUCUGGUAUCCUGAUUGGUCAAUCUAUGGGUAUUCUGGGACAAGGGAUCCAGUCGACAGACAGUGUAAAUGACUUCUACUAGAACUAUGGGGGUGUUUGAUACGAGGUGCUAAAUUUUAACAGUGUACAGGGUGAAGAAGCACUUGCGUUGUUCAGCUAUCACCUCUGCCAGUUUAAAAACUCA